UUCCGGAAUCUUUCUACCUCUCACAAUCUAAACGGCGCAGCUUCCCCCAACAACAGGAAAAUCAAGAGAGCCGCCGGGAUGGACUCCAGGUCUCUCGGACUUCCCUUUAGCCUGUCCGCUUCAAAAUCGUCGCGCGCAUCGACGUCUGGAUCAGCAUCAUCGUCGUCUUUGUCAUCGUGGGGCUCUAACCGGUCUUACAGCCGGGAAACGCAGUCUCAUCAUGACCGCUUUCCGAGGGCAUCGUCGUACAAAACCGAUGUGGACGUAAUGAGUUCUGGCUUUCGGAGUUCAUCCAGAGACUACGGCACAUCCGACUCCUACAGCAGCAACUGGAAGUUGCGAUCCUCUCUUGCGUUAUCCGGACGAUCUUGUGAAAGCCCGUUGGCGGAACCUGCGGUCGGCAGGAGUAAACUGAAGGACCUGGACGCGAACUACGGCCUUAAUAGCGUGUUUACCAACAUUGAUGACGGUGAGAAUAAGCGGGCCAAGGUGACCUACAGAAACAGAGGGCUGUACCCGACAACGUCCAGCACCUCACUUGCGGGAUCGCUCUACUCUAGUAGUGGGCUUACCAAUGUCCGCGCAGGUGUUACAGAGAAACACAGCGAGCCGCCAGAAUCAUCUUGGAUCUCAAAGCGCUUUCCGCCGCGAUCUUCAGCUUCCGCUUCGAGGCCGUUGGCGUCGUUGCGCCGAGAGUCAGAGACGCGUACUGAGCCCGCUUUGCCGGGGCUGCGGGAAAGACCCACAAGAAUCCACGAACUGACGUCAUCUUUGUAUCAAACUGAGCGUCUGACCUCCGCUUACGCCCAAGGUGCUCGUCCCAAGGAUCCGUCCUACUCCUCUUACGGCCUCACGACCGCCCGGGAAAGCGCCCCAGCUGGUCACGUUGCCGCCCCCCGCUUCUCUGCGUCGCGGGACUACUCAGUCAGACCAUCAUCAACAAGCUUCUCGAACGCCUCGUACGGUCGCACCUCGCCCGAAGAAGUACCCUCCUCCCGCCGAGCGGAAGCCCCGCCACCUCCACGACGCGACUCCGAGGGACGCCGCCUUUUAUCCGCCCUCCUCUUGUCCCGCGCUGGCCGAGACUCUUCGUCAAGCGGGGGUUCUUCGGACAGCGAUGAAGUGGAGAAUGCCAACGAGCCGGACAGAGAGGCUGCCUCCGGCGGGUGGCACGGAGCCCCAGCGAGGAGCGGCGGAAACUCUGGUCCUUCUCUCCCCUCUUGCCUCCAAAGACGAGAAGAGCGCACGCUUCGGCUUCCUCAGCACUUGCUAAGAAGGUGGGACGACCUGGAACGGAGGACGCCUCGGAGUGACGACGACAUCGAAGAGAGACGAGGGGCGGCCGCUUCUGACCGCUCUGAGGAGCCCCGUCCUCGUGAGCCGGAGGAAGACAGGUCCCCUCGAACCAAGGAAAAUUUAGUGGACCUCAUGUUGCGCCGUAGGGUGACGCGGAUUCAAAACGCGGUGGCUGAGAAUUCGCAAGGUUGCGCCGACACCCAGCAGGAGAAGCUCCGCCUUAUUAAGGAGAGACUGCUGCUGGAAGAUUCCGACGAGGACGAAGGAGAUUUAUGCCGAAUCUGCCAGAUGGGAGAGGCAUCAGCGUCCAACCCUUUGAUCCAACCGUGCCGAUGUACUGGAAGUCUGCAGUACGUCCAUCAGGACUGCAUCAAAAGAUGGCUCUGCUCCAAAAUUGGCUCAGGUACGAAUUUGGAGGGCAUCACAAAUUGCGAACUCUGCAAGGAGAAGUUGCGCUUGAACAUCGACAACUUUGACAUCCAGCAGCUCUACAGGACACGCGCACAGUCGGAUUAUGACAACUUCAUCAGCAGUGGUCUCUAUCUGGUGGUCCUGUUGCAGUUUUUUGAGCAGAGGUUCUCCGAUGUCCUGGGGGCCAUCGACGCAGCGGGGUUAUUCAACCUGGUGAGAAUUCUUCCGGAGCAAAUGGAAAACCUUGAAAACGCAGGUCCUCAAGAGGAACCAGAUGGCCGACCUUCUAUCGAUUUCUCCGACCUGGACGACGAUCUCGACGAGGAGUACUAAGGGCGAUCAGCCAUCCCGCUAACAUUAUACAUUUGUUUCAGAUAUGCAAAGUUGAACUGAGUUGCCGUGUUGCUUAACUUUGAUUUUGAUCAUGCGAGUGCACUUAAUUCAAUGACGGAGUAUUGGGGCCGAACAAAAUAAUUGGACAGAUUAAAAACAUAAUGUGAGAUUAAAGUUGCAAUAUUAUGAGAAUACUCGCAAUUUAGCGAGGGGAGGGGGUAGUAAUAUUACAAUAUUAAUGUCAUUUUACGUAACGGUAUAAGAUUUAAAAAAAAAGUUGUUGCAUAACCAUGUAAUAUUGAGUCAUAAUUUGACUUCAGUUACGCUAUUUUCGUAAUAUGACUUUAAUUUCAUACUAUUACAACUUUUUUCCUCAAUAUUAGUUAGUUUUUCAUAGCAUUACAAUGUAUGAGGUUAUUCUUGUAAUAUUGUGAUUUUUAAAUUCUCGUCAUUUUUUUGUUUGGCCCUUCAGCGUCGUUGAAUACAAAGGCAAACACAAGUGCUUUUAUUGUUAAGGAGGCAAAAAGAGGGCGACUCGUGAAUUACGCCUUAUUUUGUGGGGGGUUGUCCAGCUUCUGUUUCCGUUUCAGUGUUGACUUAAUAUUUUAAUGGAUGAACAGUGUUAAUGUGCUUGAUUAUGAAAAUAAAGAUGAGUUUUAAAAAUUAA
Corythoichthys intestinalis (scribbled pipefish) is the source of this 2707-nucleotide messenger RNA. It is a transcript of the gene marchf7, whose product is annotated as membrane-associated ring finger (C3HC4) 7. NCBI's taxonomy places the organism in Eukaryota, Metazoa, Chordata, Actinopteri, Syngnathiformes, Syngnathidae. Gene Ontology annotation, molecular function: zinc ion binding. Bases 79 to 2040 code for a protein of 653 amino acids. The record is from RefSeq and is a predicted model, not a curated record. The transcript is spliced from 11 exons.